GGCUGGGACCUCCCUUUUGGGGGCUGUGCGCUGAUAGGGCCGGGUGAGGAUGCGGGGCUGGGACACCACAGGGUUUGAGGCCCAUAGGUGGGGCUGGACCCCCUGGGUACGGGUCUGCAUCCCCUGGGAUGGGGCUGUAGGGCCGGUGUGGGGUGCAGAGCUGCCCCCCCCAGCAGUGGGUUUGGCCCCCCCCCGGUGUUCGAGUUCAUCCCGUGCUGCCCCGUGCUGUCCCCGUGGCCACAAAGCCCCGUUGUGCCCGGUGCUGGCAGAGCUGUUCCCAGCAGGCGCUGUGCCCGGAGCUGGGACGUUGUGGGGGGGCCAUGGGGUCACCUCUGCUUGCACCCAGGUCACCCAUGGGCUCCGGUGCCGCUCACUGACUGGGUGUGAUGAUGGAGGAGCAAGAUGUGCAAUUCAUCACCGAGGAGAAGUUCGACUUCAGCAUCCUGUCCCCUUCUGACAGCCGUGAGGAUGAUGACGAUGAUGAGGAGCCCCCAGGGGGCACAAACGGGCGCUGGAGCCCCCUGAGUGGGGCCGGGCUGGAGGAGAUGGUGCGUGAGGCCACUCGCCUGGCAGCACAGCUGCAGCAAUGCCACCUGUCCCCGCUGCCCCCCGGCCCGGGAGGGGGCAGCCCCCGCAGCCCCCGCCGUGAGACCUUCGUGGUGAAGGACAGCCCUGUGAGGGCCUUGCUGCCCACCGUGCCUGCUGCCAGCGUCCCCAAGGAGUCCCCCCGCUGUCGCCCCCCGGCACCACCCAGGGGAGCCCCCAGCAGCAGGGGGACCCCGAGGCAGAGUUGUCCCCCCCGGCCGUGCCCAGCAAGGGGGGCUGUGGCGCGGGGCAGGUCUGAGCCCCUCCGUGCAGAGACAGCAGGUAAUGGAGGGGGGGCCGGGAAGCAGGACGGGCUCAGCCCACCCCACGGGGACCACAUUGGGAACGGGAACAAGGCCCGUGCUCCCCCAGCUCCGCCGUUUCUCCCAGCUCAGCCAAAGCUGAGGAGCAGCGCUGCCACCCCCCCGAGCCGCGCACCCCGUGCCAGGGCCACCACCGCUGCCAGCACGGCCCCCAGCAGCCGCCCCCCCCCACCCAGUGCCAUCCCCAAGCCCCCCGGCCGGGCUGGGACCGCAGCAGGUGGGAGGGGAGCCCCCCGGAGCAGCACAGCUGCACCCAGAGGUGCUCCCCUGGGGCUGGGGGCUGCUUCCAGGUGCAGACUUGGCCCCCCAGGCAGCCGCCUGCAGCCCCCCCGCAAGACGGCAGCCGGCGGCGCCCCACGCUGACAGCAUCACCCAGCUGGGGAAACUGAGUCACGGGGGAAGGGGGGCACGGUGAGACCCCCUCCCCCCCCACAAGGGAGGAGGCAGAGGCUCAGGUCGGGUUUUGCUUUAAUUACAAAAGGUCACACCAGCAGUAGGAAACCCCCCCCCUUUGCCCCCCCCCGCACCCGGGGGUCCCUCAGCCCCCCACCAUCCUGCACCCAGCAUUAUGGCACCGCCUGAGCCUUGCCUGGGGGGCGAACAACCCCACGGCAUCCGCACCCUCCAACUGCCCCCCCAGUGCCACAGCACAGCCGAGCAAGGGUGGCAGCCGUUUGCCCCCCCCGUCCCCCUCCUGGGGGGGCUGGCAAGCUGCGGGGGGGCCCUAUAACCUUUUUUUUUUUGUAUUUUCUCCCUUUUUUUUCCUUUUUUUUUUUCCUUUUUUUUUGUAUUUUUCACGUGUUUUUUAAAUAAAACCCUCCAUCGGGCA
Tympanuchus pallidicinctus (lesser prairie-chicken) is the source of this 1737-nucleotide messenger RNA. RefSeq names its product proline and serine rich coiled-coil 1 (gene PSRC1). The transcript has 5 exons. The record is from RefSeq and is a predicted model, not a curated record. The coding region runs from base 387 to 1271 and encodes 294 amino acids. Gene Ontology annotation, biological process: mitotic metaphase chromosome alignment. Gene Ontology annotation, molecular function: microtubule binding. Lineage: Eukaryota; Metazoa; Chordata; Aves; Galliformes; Phasianidae. Gene Ontology annotation, cellular component: spindle pole; spindle microtubule; microtubule cytoskeleton.